AAGGCAAUGGUAAAUGAAUGGCAACACUGUUCCUAAGUUUGAGGUUAAAUUCGUUUUUAAUUUUAAUCAUGUUUAUGGAGGGCUUUAAGAUUCCAUAAUCAUGUUUAAGUUCAAAUAUUUCGAAAAUAAUCAGGUUCAGAAAGAAAUUAGUGAAAAAGUUACGGAUUUUAACAAUUUCUACAAGUAUCGAGACUCUUUAAGGUCAUUUCAAAAAAAUACAAAUACUUUUUUGACUCACUUAGUUGAAAAGCAGGGAAUUCUGGAGGCUCCGCUAAAAGAUGAAGAUUUAUCAGAUUCAGAGUCCGAAGAUGAGAAGUGUUUAAAAAGAAAUUUAAGCAACGACUCAAUAGCUCAUAAAAAAAAGUGUUGACGCUUAACGACAUAGACAUUUUAUAACAUUUAAAACUAUUUAUUCUGUUUUUUCUUUGUAGCUUUAAAAAUAUUUUUUUACAUAUUUUCUGCCUUGCAUAAGGUUUGGAAAAGCUGGCAACAUCGGAUCAAGCAGACAACAUAACCUGACAUAACUGGACAUAACCAAAAAAAAAGAGAAAUUAUUGAAAGACCUAAUUUUAAUCCAUUUUUAAUCUAAUAUAAUGGCUACAUCUGUGUUUUUCGUAAAUUCAGAUGGCAGCGAGCCUGAUCAAAAAGAAUCCCAGGAUGAUUCGCCCCAAGCUCAAACCGAGGCACAAAUAUCUUUGACCAAGUUUUGGCCUAAAGUGAUGGAAGAGAUACAGAGCAUCAGAAAUGUAAACUCUAUACUGGAUCUGAAACAGCAACUUUUACCUUUAGCAAGGAUAAAGAAAAUUAUGAAACUGGAUGAUGAGGUUAAAAUGAUUAGCGCCGAAGCACCACUAUUGUUUGCCAAGGCAUCGGAAAUAUUUAUAAGGGAGUUAACUUUGAGGGCAUGGAUCCAUACUGAGGACAACAGAAGAAGGACAUUACAGAGGAAUGAUAUUGCAAUGGCGAUCACAAAGUAUGACCAGUUUGAUUUUUUAAUUGAUAUAGUACCAAGGGAAGACAUUAAACCACCUAGAAGGGAAGAUGGAACUAAAACAAACAAUUCAGAUCAAGUACAUUACUAUUUCCAAUUAGCACAACAGCAUCAUGCAAACUUACAACAAAAUAAUUCAUCACCAACAUCUACAACACCUACAACAACUGUUGCUCCCCCUCAGGGUACAAUACAAAUUGUACAACCUCAGGUACAGACAGUGCAAGUAAAUGCUAUAGAGAAUGCUACAAGUUCUUCUGCAACUGACACAACACCUACACCAGUCAUAUUACAGUCAUCUCCUCAAACAAUACCACAAACUGCACCAGGCAAUGUACAAAUUGUUCAACAAAUUGUCUCUCCUACUGGGGAAAUACAGCAAAUACCAGUAAGUUUCACUAAUAUAUUGUGGUCUAACAAAAAGCACUGUUUUGUUACCUAAAAGUUUCACAAUCAAUUUUUAAGCUUUAAAAAUUAUUA
Sitophilus oryzae (rice weevil) is the source of this 1471-nucleotide messenger RNA. RefSeq names its product nuclear transcription factor Y subunit gamma (gene Nf-YC). The record is from RefSeq and is a predicted model, not a curated record. The transcript is spliced from 7 exons. Bases 594 to 1433 code for a protein of 279 amino acids. NCBI's taxonomy places the organism in Eukaryota, Metazoa, Arthropoda, Insecta, Coleoptera, Curculionidae. Gene Ontology annotation, cellular component: CCAAT-binding factor complex; nucleus. Gene Ontology annotation, biological process: regulation of DNA-templated transcription. Gene Ontology annotation, molecular function: protein heterodimerization activity; DNA binding; DNA-binding transcription activator activity, RNA polymerase II-specific.